Choloepus didactylus (southern two-toed sloth) is the source of this 1002-nucleotide messenger RNA. RefSeq names its product oleoyl-ACP hydrolase (gene OLAH). The record is from RefSeq and is a predicted model, not a curated record. The coding region runs from base 1 to 1002 and encodes 333 amino acids. Gene Ontology annotation, biological process: lipid biosynthetic process. Lineage: Eukaryota; Metazoa; Chordata; Mammalia; Pilosa; Megalonychidae. The transcript is spliced from 8 exons.
AUGGCACACUUUCAAGAGUGGGAGCUGGAGACUUCAAGAACAGGGGUUGGAGCAGUAAGUACAGUUAGCAUAUUUAGAAAGAGAUUUGGUCAUUCCUCUGUGUGCACUGGAACAAUUGGAGGUUUUACACUCAAAGAGGUAUUGAACCAAGCACUGGCUCAACAAGUUACUGAGACCAGUCAAUCUGCGUGGUCUCCUCACAGCAUGGAGAGAACAGAUGGAGCCAGUAAAGCCAGGACUGGAAAGGUUGUGAACUGCUUAUUUCCAAACCCUGAUGCAGUUUUUAGGCUGAUUUGCUUUCCCUGGGCAGGAGGUGGCUCUGUUUAUUUUGCCAAAUGGGGCCAAGAGAUUCAUAAUUCAUUGGAAGUGCACUCCAUAAGGCUUGCUGGAAGAGAAAGUCGAUCUGAGGAACCUUUUGUAAAUGAUAUCCACCAAGUAGCUGAUGAAAUUGCUCAUGCUCUACUGCCAGUCCUCCAGGAUAAAUCAUUUGCAUUUUUUGGCCACAGUAUGGGAGCCUAUAUUGCUUUUAUGACCGCACUAUGCCUAAAAGAAAAAUAUAAGCUAGAACCAAUGCAUAUCUUUGUGUCAAGUGCAAAUGCUCCUCACUCGAAGUCCAGGUUUCACCUUCCAGAAACACCAAAAAUGUCAGAAGAACAAAUUAUCCAUUACAUUAUGGAAAUCGGAGGCACUCCUGAGAAUUUAACUAACAAUGAGGAACUUUUGCAACAAUAUAUUCCCAAGCUGAUGGCAGAUAUAUACCUUGCUAGUAAUUUCUUCUUUGAUUCACCACCUGAGGCUGUUCUUUCCUGCGGCCUAACAUGCUUUGUUGGAUCUAAGGAUUUCGCAGAGGAUUUGGAAGCCUGGAAAGAUAUAACCAGUGGAAGUUUUGACAUUCACGUGCUUCCAGGAAAUCACUUUUAUCUUAUGGAGCCUUCCAACGAGAGCUUCCUGAAGAAAUGCAUCACCAGGCAUCUAGAACUCUCAGCACUUACCAUGUAUUAG